CAACCCCCUCACCCACUCUACUUCCUCUGUUCGAUCCUUUCACUCAAUUCCCAAACUUUCACGCGCAUUUCGAUCUCAACCAGCUCAAAUGGAGUUCGAGGGAAUUCUACUGGGAAUGGGCAACCCCCUCUUGGAUAUUUCUGCUGUCGUGGAUCAGGAGUUCUUAGACAAGUAUGACCUUAAAAUGAACAAUGCAAUUCUCGCAGAGGAAAAGCACUUGCCUAUGUAUGAAGAAAUGGCAUCGAAGUAUAAAGUGGAGUACAUUGCUGGAGGGGCUACUCAAAAUUCAAUCAGAGUUGCCCAGUGGUUGCUACAAAAACCUGGUGCAACUGGUUACAUGGGUUCCAUUGGGAAGGACAAAUUUGGGGAAGAAAUGAAGAAAAAUGCAACGGAAGCUGGUGUCAACGUUCAUUAUUAUGAAGAUGAUUCUCCAACUGGCACUUGUGGUGUCUGUGUGCUUGGUGGCGAAAGGUCACUUGUUGCCAAUUUGUCAGCUGCCAAUUGCUACAAACCUGAUCACUUGAAGAAACCAGAAAACUGGGCCUUGGUGGAAAAGGCCAAAUACUACUAUAUUGCUGGGUUUUUCCUCACAGUUUCUCCAGAGUCUAUCAUGCUUGUUGCUGAGCACGCAAUUGCAAAAAACAAGGUUUUCUGUACAAACCUUUCUGCUCCAUUUAUUUGUGAGUUCUUCAAGGAUGUACAAGACAAAGUAUUACCGUAUGUGGACUAUGUUUUCGGGAAUGAAACGGAAGCAAGAACUUUCUCCAAAGUUCAUGGCUGGGAGACAGAGGAUGUGACAGAAAUAGCUUUGAAAAUCUCCCAGUUGCCAAAGGCAUCUGGAACGCACAAAAGAGUUACUGUUAUUACACAGGGUGCAGAUCCAGUUGUGGUUGCGGAGGAUGGGAAGGUGAAGUUGUUGUCUGUCAUUCCAUUGCCUAAAGAGAAACUUGUCGAUACCAAUGGUGCAGGGGAUGCCUUCGUUGGGGGAUUUUUGUCUCAGUUGGUUCAAGAGAGAUCCAUUGAAGAUUGUGUAAGAGCCGGUUGCUACGCAGCUAAUGUCGUCAUCCAGAGGCCCGGUUGCACAUACCCGGAGAAGCCAGAUUUUAAAUGAGAGUCAUCCUUCCAUUUUCCAUUACCUUUACUAUUCUUAGCUGAAAUUUGAAUAUCAAAAACUUAUUGCAUGUAUUUUUGCCGUAUUUGUAUUUGGCCUACACUAUUCAUUGUAGUGCCUGCGCCACUCCACGCCCAGCCGGCCCACGCCACCUCCGUUGUAUUCUUGUUUGCAAGGGAUUUUGGUUCCUUUAAUAUCAUAUUUUUUGCUUAAUCACUUAA
Molecule: messenger RNA, 1332 nt
Organism: Sesamum indicum (sesame)
Lineage: Eukaryota; Viridiplantae; Streptophyta; Magnoliopsida; Lamiales; Pedaliaceae
Product: adenosine kinase 2
Biological process (GO): purine ribonucleoside salvage; purine nucleobase metabolic process
Cellular component (GO): nucleus; cytosol
Molecular function (GO): adenosine kinase activity
Source: RefSeq, a predicted model, not a curated record